This is a messenger RNA of Oncorhynchus masou masou (cherry salmon), 2199 nucleotides long. Its product is annotated as pancreatic secretory granule membrane major glycoprotein GP2-like. The transcript has 9 exons. Gene Ontology annotation, cellular component: cell surface; apical plasma membrane. Gene Ontology annotation, biological process: neutrophil migration. The record is from RefSeq and is a predicted model, not a curated record. NCBI's taxonomy places the organism in Eukaryota, Metazoa, Chordata, Actinopteri, Salmoniformes, Salmonidae. The coding region runs from base 1 to 1758 and encodes 585 amino acids.
AUGAUCCUGGUGGCUCUGCUGGUGCCUCUACUGGUUAUGUCCAGCGCUGGACGUACCUCAGGUACGAUUGUCACCAGCUGCGAAGCGUGUCACGAACAAGCCGUCUGCCGCACCUCCCUCACGGCAGGUGACAUCACAUGCACCUGUAAGAAGGGCUUCUCCGGAGACGGCCUCGUCUGUUUACCUGGCCACACCGCCACCGCCGCCCACCACGCCCCUCGCCGUGUCCGCCGCUCCUACCCCACCUCCAACACCAACCUUGCCCACGUCCGGUUCAGCUGCGGCUUCAACGAGUGCGCUGACGGGGAGGACUGCAUCACGGUCGACGGCAUCCAGCAGUGCGCCAACCCCUGCAAGAUCUACACGGUCCUGAACGACGCCUGGCGUUCCACCAACAACGACGUGGGCAACAAGCACUGCGACCGCAACGUCCGCUGGGACGGCUAUUACCGCAUGUUCAUCGGCAACCAGAGCGUGUCCAUGCCGGACAAGUGCGUGGAUUCGUUCAAGUGCGGCACCCAGGCUCCCUUGUGGCUGGCGUUUCCUCCCCCCCAGCAGGUGGAUGAAAUUGUCCAGAGUGCAGUCUGCGCCAGCUUCAAUGGGGACUGCUGCUGGGUGCAGUCUCAGCCCAUCCACGUCAAGGCAUGUCCUGGGAACUACUUUGUGUACAAGUUCGUCAUGCCUCCCGGGUGCUACUUCGCCUAUUGUGCAUAUGUGUCAGCUCCCACCACAACACCAAAACCAGUCACAUCUACAGAAAUGCCAGUAGAGAACAAUCGCACCACAACAACAACACAGUCGCAGGUUGCCACGACUACGCCUAAAGCAAUGUGUGGUUCCUGCCGAGCGGGGGAGACCUGCGUGAGCACCGAUGGGGUCACUUGGCGGUGUGAGAGGCCAGAUCAGCCUGUUUUGCUGCACCCAGAGGUAGUAUGUGGGCAGAGCCUGGUACAGGUGGGUCUCAACAGGACUAACCUGGAGGCCGCUGGUCUGGACGCCACCACCGCUAACCUGGCCGACCCCCGGUGUAACGCUCACGAAGAGCGUGGCGGCAUGAUAUGGUACCAGGUGGAGCGCACGGAGGGCGCCUGCGGAAACACUCUGGUGACAAACGGAACUGACGCCAUCUUUUCCAACAGUUUAUUCAUCUACCACGUUCACGCCGUGUCCUUCAGCCGACCCGUGAGCGUGCCUUUCUCCUGUGCCUACCCUCUGGAAUCAGAGACCAGCCUGGAUGUGGCCAUCAAACCCUACCUGUUGCUGAAGGGUUCCAACGUCGGUAAGGGUUCCAGAGUGGGCUCCAACAUGACUCUGUACCACAGCAACAACUUCACAAAGGCUUACCCAGCGGGCGGAGUCACCUUGCCAGUGGGUUCCGUGCUGCACGUGGGUGUGUCCGUAGAGGAGUCCGAGACGGAGCGUUUCGUGGUGGUUCUGGAGGACUGCUAUGCCACUCAAUCCCCCGACCCUAAAGACAUCAUGCGAUACUACAUCAUUCAGAACAAAUGUCCGACUGAAUUCCGUCAGGUGAGGGUGGAGGAGAGCGGCUCGUCCCUCAGGGCUCGCUUCUCUGCUCUGCUGUUCCUGUACCAGGGGGACUACCGGGACGUCUUCCUGCACUGCAGACUCAGCCUGUGUGACCAGAGGAGCUCCUCCUGCACUCCAGUGUGCACCAAAAGGAAAUACCGCUCUGUCACCCCCUCUGUCCCCCUCGAACCCCUCACCAUCGGACCAAUCACCUAUGAGGUCCCAAAAUGAAGAUUGAACUUGUCAUGCUUCCUGUAUCCUAAACAAUGAAUCCAGUUAUCUAAAUGAUUAAUGUAAAGUUCAUAAACCUAUCUCACCUAUACAUCAUUUAUGUCCUAAACAAAGCCAGUUCAUAUUUAAUAUCUUACAUACAUCCAGUUAUAAAUAAGGAUAUUUUAAUAUUUUUCUUACAACUAGGAUAAUUGGGAAAAUAUUUCUAUUUGAACCAACACAAUUUCAUUGUUGAACCUUUAACUAAGGCUUGAGGCCAGAAAGUGUAUGUGCUGGCCACUAAUGUUUGUAACGUGAAAAUACAUGGACAUUUAGUUGGGAUUAUAUCAACACAAACAUCUCCCUUUUCUAGUUUAAACUGCAGCUAUAAUAUCAUUUCAUCCUAUUGCUCUAAAAUGCUUUGUAUGUGCAGUAAUUUAAUAGUGUUAAUACAAUAUAAAU